AUUGCUUACGACAAGACGUUUCUUUCAGUCUUUGUAGUUUAUCAAAAUGUUUCCUCCUCACCUGGCAAGGGCUCGAUUUGAGUUUUUCGGGAGGAGUGGUGGUGAUUGGCGAUUGGUCACCGCAAACAUACACGGAACAUGUAGUCGCGGAAUUUUAAAUGACGGGUUUCGAUGAAGGAAUAUAGAAUUACAAUAUUAGAAAGCUUGUGCUGAUUCGAAGUCUAUUUUGUAAAUUAGACCAGUACUGGAUACAAAAAUCAAGCUUUACUAAUUUACUAUGGCUAAACAAACUGUUUAAUAGUAAUGCUGAUUGAUUUUAGACAAUUAUCUCGCAGCCUGCAACAAUCAAUGGACUGGCAAACCAUUGCAUUAACGAUGAAUCCCAACAACAUUCACGCUUUAAUCAGUCUAUGGAAGUGACUGAUUGAUUCAUGCUCAAAGAUGAAUAGGCUAAACUAAAUCAUAAAAUGUGCAUUAAAGAUAACAUGAUUUAGCCUAAAAUUAUAGCUACUACCCAUCCAACAAACCACAGUCGCGUCCGAGAUGACGUCAUAUUUAUCCGACUGUUUACAUGCAGAGGAGAACAACACAUGGCUCUAUUUCCAGCUUUUGUAAGAUUAUCAAAUACAAAACCUGAGAAUGCACCUAAAGUGAGGAGGUGCAGUGUCUGCUGGAGGGGUCUUUUGUGUGGCUGGACGACCUCUAGACCCCCACUGAUUGGCCCUUCUGCGUGGACAGAAGAGCAGACCUUUCCAACUUGGAGUACAAAUCGCUCUACAGAGAAGACAUCGCUAGCCAUCUUCCUCCAGCAGUGUCAUUUCCUCAGGCAUGCAGGCCACUCAGAAAAGGCUGUGCGCCUGUUCCAGUGCCUGCUGGACUUGACCUUCUUCAAGACACUGUCAAGGACCUAUCCACCAGACAACAGGUCUGGUUGCUAUGGCGACACCUUCUCCAACCUUCCAGAGAACGGCCUAAGCAAACGUAUUCGCUCACUGUUUGAGAACGCCAUAGCAACAGAGCACGGGGUCCCACUGUCCGUUGCUGUGGAGGAUGUACAUGAACUUCCUGGUGUCAGAAGGGGAAGUGGAGAAGGGAAGAGUGCUCUCCAGGAUGUCCCAUGGGCCAAGGGUUUAUACAUGGACACGGUGCAGCUCUUUCCUGAGCACGUGCAGGAGUUCCUGGACCUGAUGACAGAGAAGGAGCUCAGACAGAGUUCCCAUGGAGGAGGUGGACAUACUGCUGGAGGACUGAGGCUCUAAAACUCAGUGCAACAGGAGCCUGGCUUCCUCAGACACUACUGUGGACACCCAGACGUCGUGCACUGACCAAUAGAACAGUGUCCUCAGGAAAAAAUAGCAUUUUACUUUUCAAACAGUGUGAAUAAAUGAUUUUACACAUACGCUGUAUUAUGUGUUAAUUCAAAAAUGUCCAUAUUUUGAUGGAUUCAACAUCUAUUUUUAUAUCAAGGACUUGAGUUUAAACUGAUAAAAAAAAUAGAUUACUCUGAUAAUUUAAAAUGAAUGUUUUGUUUCCCAACACUGGUCUGCCAACCCUUAUUUAAAAAUAAGCUCUAAUCCUUUCACGCAUUGUGAAUCCUGAGGGAUGCUAGUGUGCAUUUCCUGCGGGAUAACGACAUCACAGCUAAAUGGUGUGGAACGGAGCACACCGGAGUGUACACUUUAGAGUCAGGAGGGAAGGAGAGAGGAAACACAGACAUGAGGGUAGAGAAGCUUUAUAUAGUCUCAUUACUGCUUAUCCUUCAGAGUAGUAGAGCAUCCACUCUGGCUGUCUCAGGUGAGUCUGACACUUUUGAUGACCUUUAACCUAUUAUAAUGUGCCUCUAUGAGUUUACUGGAUUGGCCUCUGCCUUUACAUGCUACUAACUAAAUGCUACAUUUCUACUUGACUACCAACUACUCAGGCUGUGCUAUGGUGAUGUAGAAUUCCAUUAGUGAAAUAUAUGGUAACAUGGAUAUCAUGUAGUCUUCAUAGCUUCUCACUUCAUAGCUGUAUUUGCUUUUUCUUGAAAUCAGAUCAACAUAACUUGUACCUUAUAUAUUUGAAAAUUACUUCCAUUCAUGAUGAUCUAUAUUCUGAUCACAGAUAAAGAAUGUAAUGAUGAUGCAUUUCCUGUCCGGGAAGACUGUGAAGUUGACACAGUGUGUGGAGAAGCUAUAUGUCAUCACAACCAGUAUGUCACCUGCCAUGUCAACCGCUGUGGCACCUGUGAACCUGUGUUCCGAGGCUAUGACAACAUCACUGUCAACUGUACCCAGUUGACUCCCAAGUGUCGUCUAAUACACCUGGAGAUGUUGAGUAAGCACAGGACAGGAACCAUGUUAACUGGGGGGAGUUUAGGGACAAAGUACCAUCCAAACUGUGAUGGAGCUGGUAUGUUCAGACCUAAACAGUGCAGAGAGGAGGACACCAAACUAUGCUGGUGUGUUAACAACGCUGGAGUCCCAGUCUCGGACAAGACACAUGACCCCCUCAAAUGUGACAGGCUGGUCACAGUCCAUGUCAUUGAUAUUCAAUUCACAUUUAAAGUGGAGUUCACACCUGUUGCAAAAACCAUGGAUGAGAUACGAAGGCAGUUGGUAUUAAAGCUGGACAGGGAAUAUACGCUGGAUAAAACACAGAUCCUAGACAUAACUGUGCGGGAACUGUACCAAGUAGUGUCCAUCCGGCUGACUGACGACAGGACAGACAAGGAGCCAGUGGACAUAGCAACUGUGGCCUACUACAUUGAGAGAGAUGUGAGACAUUUUUUGAAAAGCAACAGGUUUGGGUUUGAGGUGGACGGCCGGAGACUAGAGGUGGCGAGGGACUCCGUCAAGGUCCUAUUCUUUCACUAUGACCACCAACACAUGGACAUGAUGACCAUCAAUCCAGGCUUUGCUGCCCUCAUCCUCAUCAUUGCCCUGGCCAUUAUCAUUGGUGUUUCUGUGUCUGUGAGUAAGAGCAAAACUAAUUGUACACUAGAUUUAGUACAAUACCACUGCCAUCCUCACAACUUCUCUCUCUCUUUGUCCAUCACUAUUGUCAGGUGGUGGUACAAAGGAAAGCUCUGCUGGAGAGGAGAUUCCAGUUUGAAGUCAUUGAGGUUCAAGGGCAGAACAACCACCUGGAACAGCAAGAAGCUACCAUGACCUACUUUGUCAUGUG
Messenger RNA from Oncorhynchus mykiss (rainbow trout), 3165 nucleotides. The record is from RefSeq and is a predicted model, not a curated record. Lineage: Eukaryota; Metazoa; Chordata; Actinopteri; Salmoniformes; Salmonidae.